GCACGCUCUCUCAGCGGUAGAUUUGGAUUGGACCGGCCCACAUUAGAUGAACAUGGGAGACGAUUUGGGUGACGAGUGGUGGAAACACGAGGGUAAUUCAGAUGUAUCUGAAGGAGAGGAGGAGAAACAUGAAGUGGAACAGCCAACAGAAAAAACAGCGAUAAAAACAAAAUCACAGAAGAGGAAGAAGACGGAAUCAGAAAAGACAGUCAAGGCAAAGAAGGAGAAAAAGAACGAAAAGAAAGAGUGUAUUAUCCCUCAGAAGAAAGAGCCUGAAAAGGAAAAGUUGCCUAAAGCCAAAAGAAAGAGGAAGAAAAAGAAAACUAUUACAGACGUGUUGUCCUCUUCCGAGCCAAAGCCGGGCUCUCCUGCAGACCUGCAGGGUGUGAUCACUCAGUAUUUCUCCGACAAACGCUCUGUGAUUGAGCAGGAGGAGCUCAAACUGCAGGACUCCUGCUUCCUGACCAGCAAUGACUUGACUCACAGUCUGUCCUCAUAUCUAAAACAAGUUUGUCCAAAGUGGGCCAAGAUUCAAAAGCAGCACACAGAGAAGAGCUCCGUGGUUCUGCUCAUCGUCUGCAGCUCUGCUCUGAGAGCCAUCGAGCUCAUCAAGCAGCUGACAACCUUCAAGGGCGAAGCCAAAGCAAUAAAACUUUUUGCAAAACAUAUCAAGGUAGAGGAGCAGGUGAAGCUGCUGCAGAAGGGAGUCACACACAUCGGAGUAGGGACACCAGGAAGGAUCAGUGCUCUGAUUGAGAAAGAUGGUUUAAACCUGCAGGCGUUAAGAUACAUGGUUCUGGACUGGAACUGGAGGGACCAGAAGCUGCGAAGGAUGGUGGACAUUCCUGAGAUCAAACUGGACUUCAUGAAGCUCCUGGAAAGCGGGAUCCUUAGUCGGUGUAAAGAAGACAAAGUGAAAAUUGGACUUUUUUAACUAAACAUUGGAAACUUUUCCGUGUGCUGAUGAAUCCAUGCAGUGUUUUGACAUUUAAAGCUUCAAGCUGAUGUUCCUCACACCACAUUGGGGCCUCUUCCUGUUUGUUCUCCCCUUAUGUCUGUGCAGAAUCUGCACUGUUCUUUUUACUAUUUUCAGAGCUUGUGUCAAAUGUUUGCCGUUUGUUUCACUUUUGUAGCCUGAUGUGAUGUCCCGGUGUGAUGGAUUGAAUAAACGGACUCAGAAUGAAA
Cheilinus undulatus (humphead wrasse) is the source of this 1185-nucleotide messenger RNA. RefSeq names its product cms1 ribosomal small subunit homolog (gene cmss1). The record is from RefSeq and is a predicted model, not a curated record. Gene Ontology annotation, cellular component: nucleus; 90S preribosome. The coding region runs from base 47 to 934 and encodes 295 amino acids. The transcript has 10 exons. Lineage: Eukaryota; Metazoa; Chordata; Actinopteri; Labriformes; Labridae.